Messenger RNA from Colletes gigas, 900 nucleotides. Its product is annotated as dual specificity protein phosphatase 19. NCBI's taxonomy places the organism in Eukaryota, Metazoa, Arthropoda, Insecta, Hymenoptera, Colletidae. Gene Ontology annotation, cellular component: cytoplasm. The coding region runs from base 1 to 561 and encodes 186 amino acids. Gene Ontology annotation, biological process: regulation of MAP kinase activity; protein dephosphorylation. The transcript has a single exon. Gene Ontology annotation, molecular function: JUN kinase phosphatase activity. The record is from RefSeq and is a predicted model, not a curated record.
AUGAGUCUAGCAGAUCUGAUAAAAAGUAAAAGAUUACAUUUAAAAUCUUGCACGACCAUUGUAACAAAUAUGAUUGGUCAAAGAUAUGAAGAAGCUAAUGGAGAAACGAAAGAAUUAUCUCCCAGCAUACCGUUUGUUGUAGAUGACAAACCUGACUUACAAAUUGCGUGUAUAAUACCAGGAUUAUUUUUAAGCUCGCAAGACCCUAUUGCGAAUAUAGAAAUUUUACAAGAACAUAACAUUCGUAAUGUAUUAAGUAUUGGCAUUGAGGCGGCAGUAAAAUUUGAUGGUAUUGAAUAUUAUUAUUGCGAUUUGUUAGAUUUACCCGAAUCCGAUAUAUCCGUGGCAAUAGAAAAAUGUUACAAAAUCAUAGACGAAUGUCGUUGUAAAAAUAUCCUUGUACAUUGCAAUGCUGGCGUGUCUCGUUCACCGACUAUUGUUAUUUCUUACUUGACGCUUUGUGAAAAAUUAUCGUACGAUGACGCAUAUAAUAAAGUAAAAAAAUUGAGAAAUUGCAUUAAACCGAACGAAGGAUUUGUGAAACAAUUAAAAAUGUUAUAAUUAAUAAAAGAAAACAUUCAUAUUUGUAACUUUCUUGUGGAAUACCGCUGGAAAGUAACGGAGGAAAGAAAAUAACACCAUUGUUUUAACAAUAGAUUAAUUAUGUAUAUAUUGUUACAAUAGAAUUCAUGUAUUAUAUGACAUUAUGUGUACAGAGAAUAUUAAUUUGUAAUUACAAUAUUUCGUAUUUAUAAUUCAUUAGAAAAGGUACAUUCAUGCACAGCAUCUAUUAAAUUCUUAGCCAAUACUAAGCAUAUUACGACUGCUAUUUCUGGCGUUCUUGUAUAAACCAUGCACUGGAGAUGACAUGUAGGUCGUCGUACCAAGUAGUUUUAUAAA